Ostrea edulis (European flat oyster) is the source of this 3546-nucleotide messenger RNA. RefSeq names its product testis-expressed protein 33-like. The coding region runs from base 952 to 2298 and encodes 448 amino acids. The transcript is spliced from 3 exons. Lineage: Eukaryota; Metazoa; Mollusca; Bivalvia; Ostreida; Ostreidae. The record is from RefSeq and is a predicted model, not a curated record.
CUAUAAUUUGUUAUACGUACACAGAUUGGUAAAAAGUUUACACAAUAUUGAAUGACGCGAUGUCGUUGACCCUUAUUUUUUGUCACGCCCCCUAGCAACAGAUUGAUUACACAUGGCCACCUCUGGGAAAAGUGUUUCUUUCUAACGUAAGCAAAUUUGUGCUGUGCUGUUUGUCUCUCUCGUGUGAUUCUCUUCUUUUAAUUCAUAAUGUAAUGAUGAGUAAUGAUAUCUUUUUUUUUUUGCGAAAGACAUUGUCAAUAUUUUUUUUUUAUUUCAACAUUUAAAGGUCGUAAUUUAAUAUUUUUAUACUAUAUGCAUGGUGAAUGAGAAACAUGGUUUUGAAUUUUUAAUGAUUUAAAAGAAAAUUAUUAAUAGGCAUGGUUUAUAGUUUUAUUUACCAAAGUGUAGAUCCAACCAUAUGAAAUAACUACUAUAAAUACUAAUAUAGAACAGAAUGUGAAAUCUUAGAAAUUUAUAUUCUUGAAGUGGUGAUCAAAAGUAACUUCUCAGAGUGUUUGCUUAAUGACAUACUAGAGUCACAUGGAUGUGUGAAAUAAUUUGCCAUUGAAGGAUUUCUAUCAUAUUUUGAUGCUGUCCUUUGAUUUAUUCAAUCAUCUUCCACAAAUAUAUAUGUAUACAUACUACAUACGUAUAUAUAUAAAAAGCAUGCACAAAGUUCUAGAAACUUUUUACAAGGAAACAUGGUUAAUGAAUAAUAGAGAUACAAAAAGUUGUUUGGCAUAGAGAGUAUAGCUUUUAGACGGCAUGUGCAUGUAUAUCCGUGCAUGAUUUACUAUUGUACAUACAUAUAUAUAAUAAAGAACAUAAAAAUUCCCAUAAAUUGCCUAAAUUUACAGAAUCUCUUCAUUGUGGAAGUACUAGUACAAUUUCACUAACAGAGUUUCCUAAUAUGUUUUCUGUGUGCAGUUAAUUGUUUAGUGUGCACUGAAGAUGGCAGUUGCCAUGGAAACACAGCACCUUCCGGCAUUGCAACUCUCAGCACCAACACAAAGUAAAAAAACAGAAGCAAUGCCCAAACACACUCUUUUUGGCACUGCUUUGGAGGUUUUUGACCCAGAUGAGCGAGACGCAAUAAAAAAUAUUGACCUUAAGACCCAAAGAGUACCAAGUGGCCGAAAAUAUAUACAACAUUAUGUGGUUCCUGAGUUUGUCAAAACUCAUUUAAAAGGAAAAAGUCUUGUAAUAGAGAAAACCAAGAAGGAUAUUGAAAAGCAGAAAUCUGCUGUAACAUCUGCCAGGAAAUCUCUACAAGAAGCAGAGGAAAGUGCCAAGAAAUUUGAGAUGGAUGUAUAUCACGGAAUGAGGGAGGGGGACCCAACCCCUCGACAAAAGCUGCUGAUGACGACGGAGGCCGCAAACAUGGUUAAACAAAUGAACAGAGUGGGGCUCAAUGAAAGGAACAGUUACAACAGAGACAAAUACGGCCCUAAGCCAAGUGUUCAUAGCUAUAGUAUGAUGGGAGAUGUCAUGCGUCCGAGAAAUAUGGAACUUCCCACCAGAAGGGAGAAUUCAGAUUACCAACUGAAAAAGAAGGAAAAAAUAGAGACAGUUCUCCCACUGGGGCCCCAGGACACUCACCCAUCGGCAAGAGGGUCAAGGUCAGCUUCAAGGAGCCUUGCUGUUGAUUUGCCAGAAAAUAUUCGUCAUCAAUUUGGUAGCAAAAUUUGUGACUCUUUACUUAGUGAUGAAAAAGUGGUAGAGAAAACCAUGCAGAAACAGCAGGAAGACAAAGAAGCUGCAUACCGAGUACGGAAAUCGGUUUCCGUUCCAACAAUCGAUAAAAACUUAAAGCCCGAGUAUGAACAGUUAGGAAAUUUCACAAGAAUGAAUGUGUUCCCUGGUUACAACAUCAACCACAAGAUCAGCACCACCAAAUCAGUAUUUACAGACAAUGUCCAUCUCCAGCGUGUCCCCGAUCCGGACAAAUGGCGCUACCAGCGAGAUGAAUUGAGUACGUGGGCUGAAUUCAACAUUUUGAAUGAACGCAUGAAAAAAAGCUGGAAUGAUUAUUUCACCAAUCUUCCCAAAGCUGAGGCAAACUGGAGUAGGAAUGCUGCACCAAAACCAAAACCUGCACCAAAUCCAGCCAAACCAAAACCGGUUAAAAAGAAACCAAGUCAAAAACAAGAAAACCCUACAAAACCAGAAUUUGAAGAGAUUGUGUUUAAAACACCCCCACUUACUCCCCCUCCUGAUCAGGGAACAGUAUCACUUGCCCCUAAAGCUAAAAAAGACAAUGAAUUCUGGGAUUUUUAUGAUAAAGGAGGUAAAGAUUGAUUUCAUUAAUUUCAUGUAUUUUUUUAAAAUAUGUAAUUACAUAUAUGUAUGUAUCUGUGAUAAAGCAUUAAUUUAUGUGAUGUUUUCAUUUCUUAUCUAUAAGUAAUUUAAGAUUAUGCUUGUGAUUUGAUAUAACGAUUAAGAGAUUCUAUAUUUUUGCCUAAAGUUGAAACUAUAAAAUAAUGUGAUAGUGUUAUAUUUGCUUAAAGUAUAUUCAUUUCUGUUCUUUCAUAUAUUGUGAUGUCAGCAAAUACAUGUAUGUAUUAUUCAAAGGAUUGUUCUUGUUUUCCAAGUGGUAAAUAAAGAAAAAAAAAUGAUAGUUUUACUUUAUUUCAGUUUUCUCUCAACUUGUGUUUAAAAAUCUGAUGUACAAAGUGUCAAACAAGAUGUUUACUUUCAAAAAAACAAACAAAAAACAAGAGGCCUUUCGGCCACAUCGCUAACUUGAGUCAAGGUACCUUGGCCCUGCCAUUGUUCAGCUGUUGUGAUUUUUAAAAGAUUUAUCAAUCUUUAUUCCCAUGAAAAUUUUUGACCCUGUAUUGUGGCCCAAACGAAUCACAACAUAACUGAAAAUGAAUUCACGUAACACAGAGAUGUAUCAACACCAUUAUGACUAACAUAAUCUUGUUGUUUUGGAUAAAACCAAUGUUAUAGAUCAUGAUAUGAUAUGAAAGACAUUUAUAUACAAAAUAUGAAAGCUCUAUCUUAAAUAGUUCAGGAGAUGUCAAACUUCAAGGUCAAACAUCAAAGUAUAUCAAGGUCUUUUCAUAAAGAAUUUAUAUACAAAAUAUAAAAGCUUUACCUUAAAUAAUUCAGGUAAUAUUGAAUAGAUCAGUUUUGUCAAGGUCAUAAGAUCAAAUAUGAUUGUAUCACAAGGUCUUGUCAUAAAGAAUUUAUAUACAAAAUAUGAAAGCCCUAACUUGAAUAGUUCUGAAGAUAUUUAACUGGUUGUUUUUUGAAAGUAGGUAAAAUUUCAUGGUCACAGGCCAUAGUAUGAAAUUAGAGGUCUUGUCAUAAUAAAUAGGAGAUAUAGAAUAGGUCAGGGUUUUUUUAUAACGUAGGUUAAACUCCAAGGUCAAACACCAUUGUGUACAAUGUCUUGCCAUAAAGAAUCUAUAUACCAAAUAGGAAAGCACCACCUACAAUAGUUCUGGAUAUAUUUAAUAGGUUAUGUUUUCUUAAAAGUAGGUCAAACUUACAAAGACAAAUGUCAUGAUAUGAAAUAAAAGGUCUUGCCAUAAAAAUAAA